Molecule: messenger RNA, 7053 nt
Organism: Oncorhynchus keta (chum salmon)
Lineage: Eukaryota; Metazoa; Chordata; Actinopteri; Salmoniformes; Salmonidae
Product: galectin-8-like
Exons: 9
Coding region: 3164-4132 (322 amino acids)
Molecular function (GO): carbohydrate binding
Source: RefSeq, a predicted model, not a curated record
AGAAAGAGUGAUGCAGAGACAAGGAGAGCGAGAUUAAUGUGAAUCCUCGAUGGGGAAACGCUUGGACCUUUAAAUUAGGGCUAUUUUCUGGGAAUGGUCUCGUGAGUGCGUGCCGGAGUUUGCGACUACAGACAAAUAUAAUAAUAGGGUUGUCUGCGGGGAGACUCCGUCAUUCCAAUAGUGACGGUGGUUCAGCGGUAAAAUUUGUCUGCCACUCGGGUUUGUAUCUCAGCCUUGGCACAGAUAGACUUAAUUCUGAUUGUAAUUCAAAUACUGAUAUGUUUUGCCGGGAGAGAUACGGUUAGUUAGUGUUUGUUAAAGAUAUAAACUGAACGUUGUAAUGCUUGUUUAGGUUACAUUGAAAGACCCAUCUAUUCUAAAUAAUAGCGGGGCGAUUUCGAUGGAAUACGUUGUCUUGCUUUAAAUAGUCCGCUGGAAUAACGUAUUGGAAAUGGAGUCGUAUUUAAAAUGCUGAAUCAUAGAAGAGACAGUUACCUAAAUCUAAUGACUUCUAAAUGAUAACAGAGAGAUAAUUACGAUGGAGUUGUGCCCAUCGAAAUGUUUUUACUCUUAUGGAUUGACUGACAUACAUUAUAAACUAAGCGAAGUACAUGGUACUUUUACAUUUUGGAGUAGAGAAAGUUGGAAAGUUUGGUUUUACUCUUAGGAUAGAAUUAAAGCAUUACUCAGUUUGAGAAGGGGGUAUAUUUUUGCCUAGAGGCAGGAAUAAGAGAGUUGAUUGCAGUGUUGCUGUCACGAUCGUCGUUGGAAUAAGGUGAGGACCAAAGCGCAGCGUGGUAAGUGUUUAUCAUAUAUUUAUUAAACCGAGAACACUAAACAAAAUAACAAAGGAGAAACGAAACAAAACAGUUCGGAAAGGUGACAUACACAUAACAGAAAAUAAUCACCCACGAAACACAAGUGGGAAAAGGCUACCAAAGUAUGAUUCUCAAUCAGAGACAACUAGCGACACCUGCCUCUGAUUGAGAACCAUACCAGGCCAAACGCAAAACACAACAUAGAAAAAAGAACAUAGACAACCCACCCAACUCACACCCUGUCCAUACUAAAACAAAGACAUAACAAAAAGAACUAAGGUCAGAACGUGACAGUUGCCUACUAAUUUUCAGGGUAAGUUGCUGGAGGCAGGUUGAUUUGUUGCAAAAUGACGUUGUGAUAUCAUUGCGUGAUAACGUAAAACUGCUUCAUUACGUAGAAUACACAAUAACGUUACUCAAAUUGAUUUGACAGUUGUUCAGGUACAGACUCACACUCUUUUCUGUACUUAUGGCAGUACAAUUUUGAUUGAGAGAUGUUGAUUGAUGUUGUAAGUUCUGUUCAAGACUAAACAUUCGUGACCAACUAUAUUCAUUGGGUUUGGCUUGUCGAACCCGUACUACUGGGUAGUCUGAAAAGAAGCUUAUAUAUUUGGCUGUAAGAGAGGUCUGAAUAGUUUAAUCGUAAAAGUUCCGGUUAUUGAUUCCUGGUUUGAUUGUUUAGGUAACACCAGUGAAUUUGAACAGAAAGUUAAUGUAUUCUAAACAUUAUAAUCUGUUUCCAUUACGUGGAACCAUGCCAGGUCGGUAAAUGUAAUGUUAUGUUUGUUUCUAGCCUUUGGGUUUGAGGAGAUUUCCUAGAGACGAUAUCUUACACAUAUGGAAUAUUAGAAGUUUUAUUUUCUGAGUUUUAAUUAAACAUUCUUUUGAUAAAGGGAAUGUACUGGGAACCUGGGAUACAACAUGUAGAAAAUGUUUGAGGGUUUUUCUUUCAUUUGUCUCAUUUAGUAUGGAACCCGACUGUAAAAGGGUGGUAUGACCUUUGACCUCUAUCAUGGCUUUCCGUUGUGGUCUGAUCAGCCUCAUGGGAGGGCCAUUUGAAUAAUUAAUUUGAGGUAAUUUGUGAUACUGAUUUUAAGGUAAUUGAUAAUUAUGAACGAGUUUAUAGUUCUUUGACAGAAUUGUAAUUUGAACCACUGAGAAGAAAGAAAUGGCAUAGCCUUGGAUUAAUGCUAGAUUUAUGUUAAUAAGUAUUUAGAACCUAAUCCAGGCCAACAGGACAGGGAUAUAUGACAUCUGUGGUGAUUCAGGAUAGGACCUUAAUCAACCUAUGUAAUUACUUUAGAGAUUGCCACCAUAGACAUGUUUUUAUAAAAACCAUGAGUUCAGAUAAUGCCAAACAGCGAGACACUUAGUCAAGAUUUGGAAACAACCCAUAUUUGAUACUGAUUGUUGUGAGAAAGAGCAACAGACAGAUAGGAGAAAGGGCAGACGGAGGAGCCCUCCCCGCAUUGCGGAGACCUUGAAGGUUUGGGAGCAGAGAGAAGGUGUGGAAGGGAGGCUAGGAAAUCAGCAAGAUAGGAGUGACACAGAAUGGGUAGAUAACAGUUCCUGAGUGGAGACAAAAGGGGAAUGAAAGCUUAGUUGGUUUCAGGAACUAUGGUGUUAAACACGGAAACAUUGCCCAUAAAUUCUGCACAAACAGGCCGAAAUAAUAGCAUUGACUAGUGCCCUAGACAAGCACAUACACAUCUAAGACCAAACAGAGCAGCACGGAUAACUCUUAAAGUAGAUAAGACACUUGACAGAGAAUGGUUACAUGAUGGCCAUGACGGAACGCCCCGGGGAGAAUUGGACAUGUAGAGAAUGAAAGGAGCGCUCCUACAAGAUAAUGGCAGACAUAAGGAAAAUGUACUAAUCGGCAACGUUGAUACCUGGGCUGAGCCAGGUAUCAAAGGGGGGGAUAGGUAGUUGUGGCCUAGGAGGGGCUAGGCAGUUGUGGCCUAGGUGGGGCCUAGGAUAGGACACUUUGUGGCCUAUUGAAUAAUAAACUAAUAAAAUAUUAUUUUUUGUAAUAAAUAGGCAUAGAAGUUGAAGAUAUACCAGCAGAACACAUGAGAAGACUGUUUGUUAACAAAACCAGUAUGUCCAAGAUUUUAUGCUCUACAUGUGAAUUACAGGAGAAGGUGAUUCACUCAAUCCUGUCCCUGAGGAGAAUAGAUGGGAAGCAGCCAUGUUGGGAGGGGCCAUACCAAGUACUCCUGGUGACAGCCUUCGCGGUGAGAAUAGCUGCAAGAGCUAACGACACCUGCCUCUAAUUGAGAACCACACCAGGCCAAACGCAAAACAUAAUAUAGAAAAAGGAACAUGGACAACAUUGCAAGAGGAUGAUGAUGAUCCAAACUGUAUCACAUCCGGCGGUGAUUGGGAGAUCCAUAGGGCGGCGCACAAUUGACCCAGCGUGGACAAGGUUUGUUCGGGUGAUUCCAUUCACUGGGGCCAUACCUGGGGGACUACACCCCGGGGAGAUGGUCCUUAUCCAGGGCACUGUUCACAAUGAUGCUGACAGUACGUACCAAUGUGGUAACUGCAGGUUCCAGAUGGACCUAUCCUGUGGCACCAGCACUAAACCUCGUGCGGACAUCGCCCUCCACAUCAACCCCCGUUUUAAGGGCUCCCCGUGCGUGGUGUGUAACUCCCUGGUGCAGGAGAGUUGGGGCUGGGAGGAGACCCUUCAGCAGCUUCCCUACAGACAGGGAGCAGCCUUCGAGAUGAUCAUCCUGGUCCAUGAUGAUGUCUUUAAGGUGGCAGUAAAUGGUUCUCAUUUGUUAGAAUACAAGCACAGAAUCCCACUGGACAGGAUUGACACAUUUUCUAUAUCUGGCAAAGUCAAGGUGCGCGCCAUUGGCUUUAUACCAAGCUCAGCAAUAUACUCAAUCUCAGGUGACCUGAGUCUCCCUUACAAAGGCAGUCUACUGAAAGGGGUGAGUCCAGGACAGCACAUCACAAUCAAGGGACACGUCAGCAUGUACCCACACAGCUUCACUGUGAACCUCCGCAACAACGGCAGUGAGAACAUCGCUCUGCACCUGAACCCCCGGAUGAAGUCGGCCAUGUUCAUCAGGAACUCCUACCUGAGUGAGUCCUGGGGACCAGAGGAGAGGGAGCUUCCCGUCUUCCCCUUCUCACCUGGGGAGUACUUUGAGAUGCUGAUCCUCUGCCAGCCCCACCAGUUCAAGCUGGCGGUGAAUGGCUCUCACCUGCUGGAAUACAGGCACCGGGUGCAGGACCUGAGCACCAUCAACCAGCUGGAGAUCAUGGGAGACCUGGAGCUGAUGGACAUCAAGCUGUGGUGACCUAUGACAGAGGCAAGCUAGGCCACAAUGGGCUAAGCCCUAUUCUGGACGACAGGCCCGUUCACAACUCCCCCACCCUGGGCAGUGAGCAGUGCUUGAGCCAGCCUGAUUAUGGGUUCCAAUGUCUGAGCCAUGAGGUUUACAGCUGAGGUAGCCUUGGAUCUGUUUGAGUGGGUCUACAGGAUUUGACAGUAAUACUUGUAUGCACUAUCUGGUGCAAGGGAGGCUGGAAUAAUGUGUAAUGACAGGAGUAUUAUAGAAACAGCCCCAUUUACACCUUGCGCUAACCUGUGGGUUUUGUGAUCUGAUCAAGGUUUGUUGCGUCUCUACAUAGUAUUAAAAUGUAUCUUAUCCAUCCGCAUUGACUGGAUUUUCUAGUCCCUCCCUUACAUUUGAAAUAAUUAUUAAUUUAUUUAAAGACAAUUAUUAAUGCCACCUGUCAAUGAUUUAGAGGCUGGUAUGAUGAUUUAAAUGGUUUGACCCUCCAGAUCUGUUUACAAUGGCUUGUCUGACUACCUCUGGAGGUGGUCAGGAAGAUAUGACUACAAUGUAUUUUAAUCCACUACACUGGUCUAAAAAUAUGGUCACAAUCAAGACAGGUCACUUGUUAGCACCAGGUAUAAACUCAUAAUGUCCAUUUAAAUUGGACAGGGACCGUGAUUUGGAAGGGCUCGACUAAAAUAUCUCUUGGAGCUGCACGGUUUCAUCAUUCUAAAAUUAAAUACUUAACCCUAAUCACUAAAAUAAUACUCAUUCAUCCAUCUCAGGUUCUUCAGUGCUGAAACAAAUUAUAGGAUGGUUACAGGUGCUGCUUGACAACUCAGAAUAUGAAAAUAUAUAAUGUUCUGUACCUGAGGGAACAUGUGGCUAUUUAUUUACCCUCUGUAGGAUAUGUUCUUUAAAUAUAAUCCAAUAGCUGUUUAAGUUCAUACAUUAAAGGCAAUAUGGCCUGAAAAGGUUGUCACAAGGUCAAACUCUUUCAUGUGAAAUGGCCAAAUCUAGUUGACUAAGCUCACCGACCAAAUGACCUUGGGCUGGGUUCAAUCCGUAUCGCCUGAAGACCAGCAUUAUAGCUUGAUUGAAAUGUAAAGGCAACAUGCGGAGACUGCAUUGGAAAUUACCUUCGCAUUUUAACGCGUCUCUUCCGCGAUAGGGGUUAAACCCAGCCCCUAGUCUAGUGCACUUCAAUUCAAGCACAACUACAAUACAGGGUCAAACCAAUUGCACUGGGUGGUGAUGGUCCAAUGAAAACAAGGGCUGGAUUAAAUCUGUAUUGCAGAAAGAUCUGCAUUAAAAUGUAAAGGUAAAUUCCGAUUGAGCUGACAUAUGCAGCGUUUACCGUGAAUAUUGCCUUUAAAAUGUCAAAUCCAGCUAUAACGUGGAUCGAAUGUAUGACUGCAUGGCCACUAUUUUCAUGCUUGGCCAAAAGUCCAGCGCUAUAGCACGCUUAAAAUUUAAAGGUAAUUUCCAAUUGAGCAGACAUGCGUUUACCGUGAAUGUAGUCUCCGCAAACGUAGGAACAUUGCAAGUUCUUUCAGUCACCCAUUUUCAGCCUUAUUAUUUAUUUAAUCAAUUCUGUUGAUGUCCUUCUGUAACCUACAUAAUAUGAAGAAUCUACUGUAUGUAAUGUCUUAUCAUUAGCCUGCUUUUAAAUCAUUAUGAUUGGGGUCAUUUUUAAAUGUUCUAAUCCAUCCAGCAGGUCCUCAAUUACCUGUGAUAUCUAUGCACAUUUAUCACCGCUACAGAGGUGCAUUUCUCCUCUGUACCUGUGAUAUCUAUGCACAUUUAUCACCGCUACAGAGGUGCAUUUCUCCUCUGUACCUGUGAUAUCUAUGCACAUUUAUCACCGCUACAGAGGUGCAUUUCUCCUCUGUACCUGUGAUAUCUAUGCACAUUUAUCACCGCUACAGAGGUGCAUUUCUCCUCUGUACCUGUAUCUAUGCACAUUUAUCACCGCUACAGAGGUGCAUUUCUCCUCUGUACCUGUGAUAUCUAUGCACAUUUAUCACCGCUACAGAGGUGCAUUUCUCUUCAAUUACCUGUGAUAUCUAUGCACAUUUAUUACCACUACAGAGGUGCAUUUCUCCUCUUCAACCAGCCAGAUGGGGCUAUAAGUUAAGUGGUACAAACAGCGGUCGACUGGCCCAUUUUUCUCAAUCAAAACAUGCAGCGGAAAAGGCCCUACUAUAAACAGAGGCCGAAGCAAGAAAUACCGCUCCUUUCCCAUCCAAAAGACGGCACCCUACACAGGAAAAUGUAAUCAAGGUUUGAAAUGAUUGUUUUUGUUAAAUAUAUCUGUUUAGGCUUCUUAAGGUCAAUUUGCAUUAUCUUCCGACCAUCCAAUCAAGGAGAAAUUUGUGUACGAUGAUGGUUUCCUAUGGAGUUUGCUACAUUAAAAAAUAGAGAAUCCAUGUGGCUUUAGGAAAUGAAAUUCCGUUUGAAGUAAGCCUAGCCCAUACAAGUCUCUUCUUGACUGUCUCCUGGUGACAGAGGGCCCUUGUUUUCCACUCUCUCUGAUGCUGGAGGUCCCGAGGCCUUAGACCCCUGAUGAAUGGACCAUUACAGGAGCCUAGAGCAGGACUUACCCUCAAUACAUGAUGUAGAAUGAUUUUAAACUGUUGAAUGGUUUGUGUUAUUCUCAUUUAGCUACACUUAUCAAAUGCACUCGUCACAAGGCCACCAUUAAAUACCUACUGAAGGAUGUGUGACGUCAGAGGUGAUAACACAUGACUUUCAACAGGUCACCUUGAGGCUUGGCGUCAACAGAAUCUAGUUCCUUAAAAAUGUGAUUUUAUUAAUAUAUAUAUUCACAGGAAAAAGAACUUGAGGAAAAGAAAUGACCUUGGUAUGGCACAAUACAGAAUCUUAACAUGUAACUUAAACAUGUAUGAAUUAAAUGAUAUACAUCAUGAUGACAUCAA